Messenger RNA from Acanthosepion pharaonis, 492 nucleotides. The record is from the annotation of a GenBank genome assembly. Lineage: Eukaryota; Metazoa; Mollusca; Cephalopoda; Sepiida; Sepiidae.
AUGGCGGCGUGUCCACGAUGGGUUUUUAAAACAUUCUUAUGUUUGAUCAAUUUAGGGAAUUUAUUGAGCCAAAAAUUUCACAAUAUCACUCGUAUCUAUCUAUCUAUCGAUCUAUCUAUCUAUCAAAAUAAUAAAUCGGUUCAUAUUUAUCAUAGUCGUUUCAUAUAUAUCUAUUUAUCAAAUUUGUUUUUAUAUCUUUCUAUCAAUACCAUUUCAUAUCUAUCUAUCAAUCCUGAUUCUUUCUUUAUUUCUAUCUAUCAAGGUCAUUUCAUAUCUAUCUAUCAAGGUCAUUUCAUAUCUAUCUAUCUGAUUCUUUCUUUAUUUCUAUCUAUCUUUAUCAAAAAUCGUUUCAUUUUAUUUCUGUUUUAUAUAUUUAUCAAAAUCCAUUUCAUAUUUCUAUCUAUAUCUAUCUUCUAUUUAUCAAGUCGUUUUAUCCAUCUCUUUUCAAAGUCGCUAUUUUUAUUUGUGCAAAUGUACAUGCCCGUGUUAUGA